UCACAUUGCAGCAGGAAACUUUCACUGUGCAUAUUGCCUUGGCAGUGAUCGUAUAAGAUAUUUUUAUAGUGGGCAGUUAAAUCAGGAUAUAUAUUGGGUCAAAUAUUGUGUUGACGGAAAUGGCUACAAAGGCGUUUAAGAAAAUGAUAGGCGGGCAGAAGAUGCCUGCAAUUGGUUUGGGGACUUGGAUGUCCACAGAUGAACAAGAAUUAGAAGAUGCUCUGAACGCCGCAUUAGAUGCUGGAUACCGCCACUUUGACACCGCUACCGUAUAUGGAAAUGAAGCCAUCAUCGGUAAAGUUCUAAAUAAAUGGUUUUCUUCUGGAAAAAUUAAGCGAGAGGACCUAUUCAUUACAACCAAAUUGCCCUUAUGUGGAGGACACCCCGAUAGAGUAGAAAUGUUUAUUAAACAGUCACUUGAAGAUUUAAAACUGGAUUAUUUGGACUUAUAUUUGAUCCAUUUUCCAGUUACUAGUAAUUAUGUCGGCGUUCCUGUUACACCACCAGAUCAAUUUAAAUUGGAACCUGUGGAUCAUCUUUCACUUUGGCAGAAAAUGGAAGAACAAGUCGACGCAGGUAGAACGAAGUCCAUAGGAGUCUCAAACUUUACUCAGAAACAGAUAGAAAGAAUUUUAAAAUCGUGCAGAAUCCAACCAUCCUGUCUACAGGUCGAACUUCACGUAUAUCUUCAACAAAAGGAUUUGGUGAAUUUCGCCCUCAAAAAAGAUAUGGUGGUCGUUGGCUAUUCACCUUUGGGAAAUCCUGGAUAUAACAAGUUUUUAGCUAGUUUGGGCGUAGAUGGAAAAGAGCUACCAAAUUUACUGCAACACCCCGUUGUUAAAGGGUUGGCCGAAAAAUACAGUAAAUCUACUGGACAAAUUUUGAUACGAUUCCUUAUUGAAAGAGGCAUUGUGCCAAUACCAAAAAGUGUUAAUCCAAAGAGAGUAAUCGAGAACAUUAACGUUUUUGAUUUUAAUCUUGAAAACGAUGAUAUGAAACAACUGGAAAAUUUGGAUGUAGGCGAAGAAGCUCGUGUUUGUGAUUUUGGAUUCUUCCCAUUAUUGAAGGAAAGCCCGGAAUUUCCCUUUGGCAAAUAAAAGAAAACUUAUAGUUAGUUAGGUUAUGUUUUAAGUUUAAAUAUUUGUUAUAUGUUCAAUAAAAAUUAAUAAUAUUA
Diabrotica virgifera virgifera (western corn rootworm) is the source of this 1174-nucleotide messenger RNA. RefSeq names its product aldo-keto reductase family 1 member A1-like. The coding region runs from base 120 to 1097 and encodes 325 amino acids. The transcript has 5 exons. The record is from RefSeq and is a predicted model, not a curated record. Gene Ontology annotation, cellular component: cytosol. NCBI's taxonomy places the organism in Eukaryota, Metazoa, Arthropoda, Insecta, Coleoptera, Chrysomelidae. Gene Ontology annotation, molecular function: aldose reductase (NADPH) activity.